AUGCCCAAAUUCAUGUCGUUGACCAUCGAACCAACCAUCAGAGCCCAGGUUUUAGUGAUCUUUGGCAACAGAAGCGAAUACCAGCAUGGCCUGUUUGUCUUCCUCCUUCCUGUGAACUUUGGGUUUGGACUUGCUCUGAUCGGCAACACCAUGGCAAGUCCUGCAUUUCUCGAUCGAUUUGGUCAAGAGACAGCCACAGGUGCCAUUGGGAUAAGCGCACGCGAUCAGCAAGUGUUGAACGCUGCUACGAUAAUUGGCAUUUUCGUGGCUGCCUUUGCUGCUGGCUUCAUUGCAGACAAGAUUGGUCGUCGCAAGGUAGUCCUUGUUGGUUGCUUACUUUGCAUCGUCGGGAUGUUCGUUCAGGGGUUCGCAAACUCUAUCAUGAUGGUCUUUGAGGCGAAACUCAUCAGCACACUUGGGUACGGCUUGGGCCAUGCACUUUGUCCUGUAUGCGUUGCAGAGAUCGUACCCGACAAUUUGCGAGAGAUAUGCUUGACCUUGGUGAGUACUAUGAUCGUGAAAGCCAUCGCGGCCCUCCGUAAACUCAACGGCCCAAAUUACGAUGCUGCCGCGGCCGUCGCGGUGCUAGAGGCGGCAGUUCAGAGAGAGCCCACACUACAAUCCGAAAGUGCGUCGUACCUCGAAUGCUUGAAGGGUGUGAAUCUGCGCCGCACUUUGAUCGUGUGUCUCGUAUACAUUGCCCAGCAGUUCGUGGGCGCCAACUUCGCCCAGGGAUAUCUGCCGUGUUACUUCAUACAAGCUGGAGUCAAAAAUCCAGUGGGUAUCGCGCAAAUUAGCUAUACGAUUCAGCUGGUUGACAACAUCGUUCCCUGUUCCUCGUCGAUCGUAUCGGUCGCAGACCGAUAA
Messenger RNA from Alternaria burnsii, 867 nucleotides. RefSeq lists its product as uncharacterized. The coding region runs from base 1 to 867 and encodes 288 amino acids. The transcript has 5 exons. Gene Ontology annotation, cellular component: membrane. Gene Ontology annotation, biological process: carbohydrate transport; transmembrane transport. The record is from RefSeq and is a predicted model, not a curated record. Gene Ontology annotation, molecular function: carbohydrate:proton symporter activity. NCBI's taxonomy places the organism in Eukaryota, Fungi, Ascomycota, Dothideomycetes, Pleosporales, Pleosporaceae.